CUAGAAGACAUGAAUCGAGAAGGUAGUGGUGUUGUACCUUUGCCAAGCAAUGGCAAGAAGGUGGUAACCAUUACGGUCGCGUAUAUAUCUCAAGACGGUAGUGGUAUCGAAUUGAGCCCAAUUGCUGCUCUGGUAUGCGAAGAAUUGACAAAUGAAACCAUCACACUGACCUCUUCAGCUGUUUCCUCGACAUCAACUCCACCAUCACUAUCAACUACAAAGCCAGAACAUUGCGUGAUGGGCGGACCAGAGGAAGACGUUGCACCAAGUUUCACAACCAUUUACUCUAACGGGAAAACCGUUGAAGGGUUCGAUCCGUUUAAUCGGGAAGAAGGAUUGAAAGAACUUACACUCGAUAAUAACGACAUGGCUGUAGUCAUGAUUGACAUUACACCAAUAGAAUUGAACGAGUUACAUAUUCACACAUUUGACACAGUUUUAUCUGUCAACGUUACAUACGAAGAUAACACAAUUCAAACUAAGACGCGACCGUUCCUGGUGUUGGAAACUGCCGAGGACACUGUUGUGGUUGUGAGUCAUCCAAGGAAUGGCAAGAAUGUAGUAACUAUUACGGUCACAAUAGAGUCUUUAGACGGCGCAGACAUCAUGUUGAGUCCGAUCACCGCUCUGUUAUGCGGCGAGAAAUUUACAACAGCAAGCAUCACAACGCCCUGCACUACACAACAACCAUCAACUACAAAGUCAGGUUUGUAA
Molecule: messenger RNA, 714 nt
Organism: Dreissena polymorpha
Lineage: Eukaryota; Metazoa; Mollusca; Bivalvia; Myida; Dreissenidae
Exons: 5
Coding region: 10-714 (234 amino acids)
Source: RefSeq, a predicted model, not a curated record